AUGUCGGGCAACGCGAAGAAAGCGGCGAGCAAGAACGCCUGGCGCCGCGCGAAGGCGAAGAAGGAGAAGGCCGAGACUGCAUCUUCUAGAGAAGUUUCUGAACAACCUGCCAUUGCCGAAAACGGUGUUGCGCCGCCCGCAGAGCCCGAACCCGAAGCUAGACCUGAUAACGACGCCGAACCUGUCACCGACGGCAACACUGCUUCGUCUCAGGCUCUCGUCUCCAUUCAAGACGAUAUCAGCUUCGACGACCCGCUCUAUGAGCAGUUCAAGGAUGUUCUUGAGAGAUUCCAGGAGUUCGAGAAUGCGGAGAAGAGUGACAGUCAACAGGUUCAAAAGCCCGAGGUCAUGUGGGAUGAAGAUGAAGUCCCGGAGGAGGAAGACGAUGAUCAGCCCAAGCAGCUGUCAAAGAAAAAGAAGAAGGAGAUGAACAAGUUGUCCGUAGCAGAACUGAAGGCCCUGGUCAGGAAACCUGAACUGGUCGACUGGACCGAUACCUCUUCACCCGACCCUCGCUUACUCGUCGCCAUCAAAUCUCACCGCAACGUCGUCCCUGUCCCGAGCCACUGGUCGCUCAAGCGCGAGUACCUUUCCUCGAAACGGGGUAUCGAAAAACCACCCUUCGCCCUUCCCAAGUUCAUUCAAGAGACUGGUAUUGCUGAGAUGCGCGAUGCUGUCCUUGAGAAGCAAGACCAACAGACAUUGAAGCAGAAGCAGAGGGAGCGCGUGCAGGGCAAGCUGAACAAGCUCGACAUUGACUAUCAGAAGCUCUAUGAGGCCUUCUUCAGAUUCCAGACGAAGCCCGAGCUGACUAGAUAUGGCGAAGUGUACUACGAGGGCAAGGAGUACGAGACCAACUUGAAACACUUGCGUCCCGGUGAGCUUAGUGAGGAGCUGAAAGAGGCUUUGAACAUUCCGCCUGGUGCUCCUCCGCCCUGGCUGAUAAACAUGCAGCGUUUCGGUCCUCCUCCUUCGUACCCUGCACUGAAGAUCCCCGGUCUCAAUGCGCCGCCGCCCCCUGGGGCUCAGUGGGGUUUCCAUCCUGGUGGAUAUGGCAAGCCUCCGGUUGAUGAGUACAACAGACCCCUCUACGGAGGUGAUGUCUUUGGUGUUCUUCAGCCGAACCAACCUGAGCCUGUCGGUGAGCCCGUUGAAAAGACGCUCUGGGGCGAACUGCAGGAACCCGAAGAGGAAUCGGAGGAAGAGGAAGAGAGCGAAGAAGAGGAGGAGGAUGAGGACGAAGAGUCGGAUGCUGGCGGAAUGGAUGCCAGCGGCCUUGUCACCCCUGGUGGCAUGGCCUCGACUGUCCCAUCUGAGUAUGGCGGCGCGGAAAGUGUUGGUGGUGACUUCACUCUACGCAAACAACGCCGUGGCACCGAAACAGAGGAACCGACACAACCCCGCUCGGCUUACACUGUGCUGCCGGAACAGAACAUCAAGACUUCGGGCUUCUUUGGCGGCGAGAAGGCAUACGAUCUCAAGACCGCUCAGCAGAACAUUCCGGUCCUUGGACAGGAGGAUAACAGUAGGAAGAAGAGGAAGGCAGGCGAUGUUGACGUCAGUGUCGACGUCGAUGCCUUGGAGAGGGAUGACAGGCUCAGCAAGGAGGAAGUCAAGAGGCGAUACGAAUCACAGCGUCAGGCCGAGCAGCAGGGCAGCUGGGGCUCUGCUUACCAGGAUGAUCUCAGCUCGAUGAUUGCCGAAGAGAGCGCCAAGAGGCUGAAGAAGGAUCAAGAGCGCCGCGGUAGGCGCUAG
Messenger RNA from Lasiodiplodia theobromae, 1755 nucleotides. RefSeq names its product Splicing factor 3b. Bases 1 to 1755 code for a protein of 584 amino acids. Gene Ontology annotation, cellular component: nucleus; U2 snRNP; catalytic step 2 spliceosome. NCBI's taxonomy places the organism in Eukaryota, Fungi, Ascomycota, Dothideomycetes, Botryosphaeriales, Botryosphaeriaceae. The record is from RefSeq and is a predicted model, not a curated record. Gene Ontology annotation, biological process: mRNA splicing, via spliceosome. The transcript has 2 exons.